AAGGAGCCUGGUGAUUCCAAGGGAGGGGGGGGAAAAACCCAUAAAAUUUAAAAAAAACAACCCCGCUCAGCGUCCGCUGUCUGCAACAGCAGCUGUCCCCGCCGCUCUGCAAAUCCCAGGCCGGAUCCGCGCAGAGCCGCCGCGAUGGGAGUGGAGGGCUGCACCAAAUGCAUCAAGUACCUGCUCUUCGUCUUCAAUUUUGUCUUCUGGCUGGCAGGAGGAAUCAUUCUAGGUGUGGCAUUGUGGCUUCGCCAUGACUCGCAGACCACAACUCUCUUGGGAGUAACACUAGAUGACCGGGAACCGCCCAACACUUUCUAUGUUGGGAUCUACAUCUUGAUUGCUGUUGGAGCGGUGAUGAUGUUUGUGGGUUUCCUGGGAUGCUAUGGUGCCAUCCAGGAGUCGCAGUGCCUUCUUGGAACAUUCUUCACAUGCCUUGUUAUCCUGUUUGCUUGUGAAGUGGCAGCUGGAAUCUGGGGAUUUGUUCACAAAGAUCAGGUUGCCAAAGACGUAAAACAUUUCUAUGACGAAGCGUUGACCCAAGCACAAGGACAGGGUGACAAAGCACAGAAGGCAAAAACUGUUGUGAAGACCUUCCACGAUACGUUAGAUUGCUGCGGCGCAAGUACCUUCACAGCUGCAGUUUCUUACCUGACUGGUGAAAACUUGUGCCCGGAGAAGAGCCUCACAAAGAUGAUUACCGUGCAAGACUGUCACGCUAGAAUUGAUGACCUGUUCUCUGGAAAGCUGUACCUGAUCGGUAUUGCUGCCAUUGUGGUGGCUGUGAUCAUGAUCUUUGAAAUGAUCCUGAGCAUGGUACUGUGCUGUGGCAUCAGAAGCUCUGUCUAUUGAGAAGUUGAAGGACAGGGGCAGAGCAAUGGUGCCGAAGGGACCCCAAAGUGCCACUGUUCGACCAGGAGAUGCUUCCAAUGAAAGACAAAGAAAAUUAUGUAUAUAAAUAUUUCAGAUAUUACCAUACAGUACUUAUCAUUCUUACUUGGAAGUCUUUUUUACGUGUUUGUGGGGGGGGGGAGUUUUCUGUGUGUUUGUGGUGGAGUUAGUUUCACAUCAGUUUGUGUCUGUCGGAAAGCCGCCACACCAGUAGUUCCAGACCUUCUAUCAAAGAUGGCCGUUCUCUCCCCCCUGCCUUUUGCCACUGUUCCUGUUUUCCUAGCAAGGAACGAUAGGGUGCCAUUCACAGGUUUUAACCUCUUAGAAGGAAUACAAAUGCCUUUGUGUCUUUAUUCCCCCCAGUAUUGGGGAGGGGUUGUUUUUUUUCAGCCCCAGAUAUGUUUUAUGCAAUAAAAGGUUCAAGGUCAGAAUUGGUUUUGUACAUUAGAGUUAGAAGAAGGGAGGAUCUGUGGAGCUUUUCAGGGAGAUGGGGGAAAGAAGCCCCUCCAUGUCGGAAGAGAAGAACAAGUGAACUAUCAGUGCUUCAAGGUCCGUAUUGUACUGCAUUCACUCAUCAUUCUAUCAGCUGCUGUAUACAAGUAGCUCGACUGAGUGAGAGGUGCCAGCAUUUUCUUUCCCACCAUUUCCUACCUUGCUUAUAAACUAUGCUUGGUCUAUUUCUGAGAGUCUGUGGGAGUACAGCAGUCCCUUGAUGCAAGGUGCUGUUUUCCAGUCAUGCGGUUUGCCAGUAUUCCUGUCCUCCAAUGAUGAAUGAAGAGACUUAUUUCAUAAACUCUGUAACUGUAUUCGUUGUGGUCAAUGCAAUCCUUAGAGCACUUUGUUGGUAGUAAGCCCCAUUAAAUACUUGUGUAGGUUUCUGAUUCAAUAGAAGUCGUCGGGCUUCAAAAUGCACAGCUCUGCUUAGGAUUGCGUUGUUAGUUGCCUAGUGUCACCUAAAUAUACAUGAAGACCAAAUUGCAGUUCUUAAAACAUCCGUUCCUGUCCAGAGAUGCCUUUUUUUUAUAUAACUUUUGGAUUUCGUUCCUGAUCUGGUCUAUUUUUGUCCUUUUAAAUUGCUCAGAAAAAUUAGAGAGAAAAAAUUAACAGGUCUGAUACUGGAAUGUUAACGCUUUCUGUAUGCACUCCUAAAACUAAACUCCGGUGUAUGCUUACAAAAUCAGUUCUGAAAUGCAAGUACUGUUUGAUGUCAUUUACUUGGUAACUAUGUAGUAUUCUAAUGAUGCCAAAAAUAUUGAGGAAAUCAGUUAAAUAGUUAUAAUGGCUGGAAAAUUAUUCAUUAAAUAUGCAUUUUUUAAGGAC
Gekko japonicus is the source of this 2211-nucleotide messenger RNA. It is a transcript of the gene CD81, whose product is annotated as CD81 molecule. The coding region runs from base 145 to 852 and encodes 235 amino acids. NCBI's taxonomy places the organism in Eukaryota, Metazoa, Chordata, Lepidosauria, Squamata, Gekkonidae. The transcript is spliced from 8 exons. Gene Ontology annotation, cellular component: membrane. The record is from RefSeq and is a predicted model, not a curated record.